Messenger RNA from Durio zibethinus, 1189 nucleotides. Its product is annotated as plant UBX domain-containing protein 1-like. Gene Ontology annotation, biological process: protein-containing complex disassembly. Gene Ontology annotation, molecular function: ATPase binding. NCBI's taxonomy places the organism in Eukaryota, Viridiplantae, Streptophyta, Magnoliopsida, Malvales, Malvaceae. The record is from RefSeq and is a predicted model, not a curated record.
AAGAAAGGAAUAACAUUUAAAAGAAUCAAAGUAAAAAAGCAUCAAACAAGUUCCACGAGAUAAAGCAACCAGGAGCUUUUACAGAAGCAACCCACCAAAAGAAAGAGUGAGAGAGAGAACUGAAAACUUUUAUUUUCUGCUGAUGAUUGUAGAUAGUUCUUGGCCAGCGGCUUUGAAGAGGAGAAGAUUCACUAUCAUUGAUUCCAUGGAGGUUGCAUCAGCCAAGGCUAAGCUUGCUGCUGCAAAAGAGAAAUUUGGACGAGAAAUUCAUGUCCUUGAAACUGCAGGACUAUUGCCAACACAAAAUGAAGUGUCCAACACUGCAGAGGAAUCAGAUGACUUCUAUGAGUUCACUGAAGAUGAUUAUUAUCGACUAAUGGGAACUAAAAAGAAAGAUAAGUUCUUGAAGACACGAAAAAUUCGAGAAGCAGAACAGGCAGCACAAAGAUCUAGAAUAACAAAGGCUGUGAUAAGGGUUCGCUUUCCUGAUAACCACACAUUAGAGGUUGCUUUUCAUCCAUCAGAGACAAUUCAGAGCUUGGUUGACCUUAUCAAAAAAGUGAUUGCUCGACCAGAUUUACCAUUCUAUUUAUAUACUACUCCUCCUAAGAAGCAAAUAAAGGACAUGACACAGGAUUUUUUCUCUGCUGGUUUCAUUCCUGGUGCAAUUGUGUAUUUUUCGUAUGAUCUGCCAAAAGGUGAUGAUGCAGCUGCCAAUUCAGCCCCCUUCCUUCAAGAUGAGAUCAUGUCUUUGAAAGGUUUGGAAAUCAUCGCUGAGCAGCCAGAGCCAGUUCAAUCUGCCCCAGAACCUGCUGCUGCCAGAGCAGUACCCUCCACCAUUGCUCAAGAAAGGAAGGCAUCUGAGAAAAAACCUGCCAAGCCAAAGUGGUUUAAAAUGUGAUUUGACCACUGCAAAAGUGAGCUUGUUAUUCCCUUUUGAGAGGUGUGAUUCUCCAUCCAUAUCUCCAUAGUGAUGUUGAAUCUUGGCCUUGUUCCUGUAGGAGAGUUUCAGCAUUUGAUCUCAACAGUCUUGGACUCCAACAAUCUGUCAAUUGUAAUGCCAGAUCAUAGGAGAAAGUUGUUAAAUGGUGUCUAACUGGUUACACUUUUCAUAUGACCCUAGUGAAGGAUGUUAAUACUUACAGGGUUAGAUGCGAAUAUAUUGGUGUAUUUCAUUAAUAAAAUAAAU